Paramecium octaurelia is the source of this 1180-nucleotide messenger RNA. The record is from the annotation of a GenBank genome assembly. NCBI's taxonomy places the organism in Eukaryota, Ciliophora, Oligohymenophorea, Peniculida, Parameciidae.
AUGGAUUUCAGCUAUCUUAAACCUCCAAAAUAAGCAAUGCAAAUAAAACAUGCUGGUAUUUCUUACUUAUUUAAAUAGAUGAAUACAUUAAGUAUUAAGUGGAUGGCAAAUUAAAACGAAAUGUGUUUUAUAAUGUUGAAUUUGAAGAUUUCGAAGAAGAAAUGAUUAAAAAAUUAGAGGAUUUAAUCAGGAAAAGAAAGGUUUAGUUACCUGAAUAAUGGGAUAAAUAAACUGCAUUAAAAUUUUGUUAUUCUGGUAAUUUUGACAUUGAGAUGACUUUUUAAACUCUCAUAAAUUAUUUGAAAUGGAAGGAAAAUCCAGAAUAUCAAGUAUUAACUUCGGCAGGAGAAGAUAUUUUAGUAAUUGUAUUUAUUGCAUUUAAGAAAAAAGGAGUUAUCUUUAGUUUGGGAAGAGACAAGCAAUACAGACCAUUAAUUUUUAUUUAGGUUUCAAAAAUAAGCACAAAUAUUGUAAUAAAUUUAUUCAUUCUAUAGGAAUAAUUACCACCAAUACUCAAUGCUUUGUGUGUACUCUUAAAUUACAUAUAAAAAUUUAUGUUGGUACCUUAUUAUGUAGAAAAAUGGAGAAUUAUUGUGGAUUUAAAUGAUAUCAGUUUAUUUAGACUACCUCAUCAAGUAAUUUGAAAUCUAUCUCAUUUCAAGAUAAUUAAAUAAAUUAUUGAUGUAACCUAAUCAAACUACACUGCUUCCUUGGAAUAAUUGCAUCUACUGAAUCCACCUUUCUUUUUAGUAGCAGCUUGGAAGUUAGUUGAAAGUAUCAAAAUAAUCAUAUAUCUAAAGAGUUGAUGCAUCCAGAAACAGCAAAAAAGAUAUAAUUUUGCAAAGACCCAAGUUAUCUAUAAGAAUACAUUAAUGAAGACUAAUUAAUGUUAAGAUACAAAGGAACAUUGCCAAACAUAGCUUGCUUAUGGUAAUACUAUUAUUUUAUUAUUUGAAGGCCCAUAAUAAACACAUAUAGGGGAAUGGGAGAAAGCAAUCAUAGGAAUAUGAUGGAGAGUGGUGUUAAACAAAUGGGAGAAAGUGUUUAGAAGAACCAUAUGGUAGAAAGUGCCUAUUUGAGCAUGUUUGAAUCUUAAUACUAUACGAUAUUAACAUAGAAAGAAAUUGAAUUAAGCAAGCCUUAAGUAAAAGGAUAGUGUUGUGCCUGCAACAUUAUGUGA